Messenger RNA from Procambarus clarkii (red swamp crayfish), 4311 nucleotides. It is a transcript of the gene Drp1, whose product is annotated as dynamin related protein 1. Gene Ontology annotation, biological process: mitochondrial fission. Gene Ontology annotation, cellular component: membrane; mitochondrion; cytoplasm. Lineage: Eukaryota; Metazoa; Arthropoda; Malacostraca; Decapoda; Cambaridae. Gene Ontology annotation, molecular function: GTPase activity; GTP binding; microtubule binding. The record is from RefSeq and is a predicted model, not a curated record.
UACACUUACAAGGAGUUAGGGAAGAGAUGGAGUGAGAUAGAUGAUGUUGUUGAGGGGGAAAUUGAGUGAGGCGUGAAUGUGGGCGGCGCCCGGUACACUGUGUGGUGGUCGGCGCAGGUCUCCCCCGAGUGUGUCCUGAGUGCGUGUGCGAGUGUGUGUGUGUGGGAGAGUGUGUGAGGCCAGGAGAGUCUCGGAGCAGCAUGGAGGCCCUCAUCCCCGUCAUCAACAAGCUGCAGGAUGUGUUCAACACGGUGGGAGCGGACGCCAUCCAGCUGCCGCAGAUCGUGGUGGUGGGCUCCCAGAGUUCUGGAAAAAGUAGCGUCUUGGAAAGCCUUGUGGGACGAUCUUUUCUGCCACGAGGAACUGGAAUAGUCACACGGAGACCAUUAGUACUCCAGCUUGUGUACACAUCAAUUGAUGACAAUCAGCACCGAUCACAAGAGGCAGGUAAAUCAGUUCGGCAAUGCUCACAUGAUGUUACGCAGUGCCCUCGUGCUCCUCCCCGCAAGAAGGGGGGAUCCAGACAUAGCCUCAAUGAUCCCCCUGCUUCAGGUACUCUGGAACUAAAUGAAUGGGCCCAGUUUCUUCAUAUCAAGGAUAAAAUAUUCACAAAUUUUGAUGAAGUCCGGGAAGAAAUUGAUAGCGAAACUGCCAGGAUAGCAGGCAGGAACAAAGGGAUAUGUAAUGAGCCCAUUAGACUAAGAAUAUUCUCUGAUAAAGUUGUGAAUCUGACUGUGGUGGAUUUGCCAGGUUUGACCAAGGUUCCAGUUGGGGAUCAACCAGAGGACAUAGAAUCACAGAUUCACGAGUUGAUUUUAUUUUAUAUUGGGAAUCCCAAUUCCAUCAUCUUGGCAGUCACCCCAGCCAAUAUGGACAUGGCCACAUCCGAAAGCCUCAAGAUGGCCAAGGAAGUGGAUCCCGAUGGUCGACGAACCUUGGCUGUUCUCACAAAGUUGGACCUGAUGGAUGCUGGUACUGAUGCCAUUGAUACAUUGUGUGGGCGCGUCAUACCAGUGAAACUUGGCAUCAUUGGUGUUGUGAAUCGGUCUCAACAAGACAUCAUUGAUGAAAAGUCAAUAAAGAAUGCUCUGACUGAUGAGGCUGCUUUUCUCCAAAGGCGAUACCCAACCUUAGCAAACCGUAAUGGAACACCGUAUCUGGCCAAGACACUUAAUAGGUUGCUGAUGCACCACAUCAGAGAUUGUCUGCCAGAGCUGAAGACCCGUGUGACAAUGAUGAUGUCUCAGUUCCAAUCACUACUAAAUAGUUACGGAGAUGAUGUACAGGAUAAGGCACAAACGCUCUUACAAAUCAUCACUAAGUUCAAUGCUGCAUAUUGCCAGACAAUUGAGGGCACAGCAAGGAAUAUUGAAACUACGGAACUAUGUGGAGGUGCACGUAUUUGUUACAUAUUCCAUGAAACAUUUGGCCGCACUCUGGACAGCAUUCAUCCUUUGGCUGGGCUUACACAAAUGGAUAUUCUUACAGCCAUUCGUAAUGCUACAGGGCCCAGACCUGCCUUAUUUGUUCCUGAGGUUUCGUUCGAACUGCUAGUGAAGCGCCAAAUACGCCGCCUUGAAGAGCCUUCCAUGCGGUGUGUUGAGUUGGUACAUGAAGAGAUGCAGAGAAUCAUUCAAUUUUGUGGAACCGAGGUACAACAAGAAAUGCUGAGGUUUCCAAAGCUACAUGAAAAAAUUGUUGAUGUUGUCACACAGUUACUACGCAGACGUCUGCCACCCACCAAUGCAAUGGUGGAAAAUCUUGUUGCAAUAGAAUUGGCUUAUAUCAACACCAAACAUCCUGAUUUUCGGCCAGAUGCUUCAUUAGUGUCAACUCUCGCAGCUGACGAAGAGAAAGCUCGUAACAUUCCAGUUCGGCGGGCACAUGGAAAUGCUCCUUCUACUUACGAACAGGACCUAAGGGAACAGUCUAAGCGUGGAGAGUUGAGGCAUAAUGACAGCUUUGGUAGUAGACCAAGUCUUCAGGAACACCAAAUGAACCUAAAGUUUGGUACUUUGGAGAAAAAUUUUUAUCCAGAGGAUUGGUAUAAAGUAUAUGGGAACGUAGUCAAUGUGCACCAGCAUGGAGAGCAGAUGAAACAGGCCUCUGACCCUUGCCAACAAAACCCGUGCAAUAUUUUUGACUCCCACUUGAGGAAUUGGGCUACACCCAAGAGGACCAAUGUAGCUGUCAAACAACAGCAUAAUAUACCUCGAUAUAUUGCUGACCCACCACUUGUUCGCCCAGCUAAUGUUGAUCUUGCAUCAAAUGUUAACAACAAGGAUCAGGCAAAUAGCCAGAACUGGUUUUCGUCCCUCAUUGCCGGACCCAGACCAGAAACAACUGGACCAAGCAAAGAACAGUCACAGGAAAACUCGCCUAAUAUGACACCCACUCAUCAGAUGCCCCUUCACUCGCUAAGCAGACAUGAGCAUUAUUGGACCUAGUGUUUACAUAAUGAAUCAUUUAUAACAGAAUGCAAGGAAUCUUUGAUGGCCGAGCAACCAACGUGUUGGUGCUAGAUUAUUCAGUGGAGCUCUUCCUUGUGGAUCACACAUGAACUACCGACCUACAUAUACCUACCAAAAUGGUCUAAAUACCAAUAUAUCUAAAAUGGUCACCACCACCCCACCCCCACACUCUUCCUUACUUCUAUCCCACUCUUCAGGUGAGACUUACAUCUAUAGCUGUCAUUUUUUGCUUGGUACAGGGAAGGGAACUAUCAGGAGAAAGUGCCAAGCCUUUAUGAAUAUUUAGCACUUGGAAGGGAUCAGGAUAAGGAUUUGGAAUAGAAUGGGACGGGGAAUUGAAUUCCGAACUGCAUGAAGCGAGGUAGUGAUUCUAACGUCCAGUCCGCACAGGACUGGCACGCAGUACUGGACGUCGUAUUCUCCAUAGUUCACCCUUUUACACAUCCUCUAUAGUUAACUUCCUAUUCAGUUGGGACAUUCAAUAUUACCAUAUUUAUUGUUUUGAAUUUAAAGAAAAUAUAUUUUCCUGAAAGGAUUUAAGUGACAUACUUAAAUAGUUUUUUAACAUAGUAAAUGGCUUAUGCUUCCAGAGCACUCAUCAUAUUGUAUUAGCUCUUGUUUCAAAUUAUCUACAGUAUGCUUAUGUUCUUGAGAUUGAUCAGUCACAGAUCACUUGUCUGUCUUGAGUAUUCCAUCAGAAUUUAUAAAGCCUGGUUGUAAGUAAAUCAUUAUAGUCUGUUCAGCUACUAGCAUACUUGAGCUUUCGUUUGUGAACUUUCUGAAACUGUCAUUCGACUAAUUCCAUCAAAAGAUUUUGUCUCCAUGGCCAACCUUAAAGGUGUUUAGAAACUCAAUUUACUCGUGAAUUAUAUUCCACAACCUGAGAAUAUACAGUACCGUGUACUUAAAUGUUGUUGACAGAAUAACUUCUCAUUAACAUGUCAUUCUUGCAUGUGUACCUGCAGUCUGUCAUAACUGCUACCGGAGCUUAAAAUGCCCUUAUCUGGCAGGGAAACUGCACCUUCGUUUAGGGGCUUGUCUCGCCCCCUCAUUUGAUUCCUCGCAUGACACUAACACAUUUUCUAAUGUAAGAGUAAUUCUUUGUUAGUGUGAGGACUUAAUUCGAGGACAUGUUUGACUAAUUGAGACAAUGUGAAGUGAAUGACUAGGUUGUGUGGGAUUGUUUUAUAAGGAAUAUCUUACAUUUUGUCGAUCAAUUUUUUGGUUUUCUCCUUUCAAAAUUUGUGGCCACUGCAAUAUCCGGAGAAUGCUUCUACGUAUCAUCUUGAAACUUUCAAGACUUGAAUGUGAUGAUGUCUUGCCAAUAGGGAGGUUCCUAUUGAUAUAGAGCCAUGUUGAUUCUUGGUGGCAGAUUUGAGAAUUGUUUUAAAAAUCAUUCAAUGAUAUGGAAAGAUGGUGUAAGAUUUUGAGCAAAAUCUUGAAAACUAAUAAGCAGAACUGCACCAAAAUUUGUACAUACACUUCCUGAUGGUAUGGGAUAUUCCCAGUACUGGGAAUAUCCUGGGAAUAUAAUUGGCUGCAUAUGGAAAAUUUGUCUAAAGAGGUAGUUUUUUUUGUAUCACAAGAAAGGUUAGAGAUGUUUGAAUGAAACUCAAAUCGACUUGACAAUGGUCCAGGAUGGACCGAAAUGUCAUCGUCCCUUCACCUUCUAGUGUGUGGUCUGGUCAACAUACUUUAGCCACGUUAUUGUGACUCAUCGCCUGCAAAUGAAACUCAAACAUUCCUGUCUUAAAAUCACACAUUAUAGCAAGUAAAUAUCAUAAUCCUAAAAAACAAUCAUUGUUUCUUGAUAAAUUUGUUAACCUCUGGUAAAAAUAAA